Coccinella septempunctata (seven-spotted ladybird) is the source of this 1616-nucleotide messenger RNA. RefSeq names its product homeobox protein Hox-B5-like. The record is from RefSeq and is a predicted model, not a curated record. The transcript is spliced from 3 exons. Lineage: Eukaryota; Metazoa; Arthropoda; Insecta; Coleoptera; Coccinellidae. Gene Ontology annotation, molecular function: DNA-binding transcription factor activity, RNA polymerase II-specific; RNA polymerase II cis-regulatory region sequence-specific DNA binding. Gene Ontology annotation, cellular component: nucleus. Gene Ontology annotation, biological process: regulation of transcription by RNA polymerase II. Bases 171 to 1328 code for a protein of 385 amino acids.
UGUUCUACGAAUCCGAGGUGAUUAAGGGUCAGGGUCAUUAUAUAUAAAUACCAUAUCUCCGAAGAACCCUCAACCAUUUCUCAGUCGUCCAAGCUCAGGCUCAGAUAGAUACUCUCCGUUUGUUCUCUGUGAAUUUUGUGUCAGUACGAAUUUUAGUGAGUUUAGUUACGAUGGAAGACAAAAAUACAAAAGUCGUUCUCGAAGAUAACACCGGUGUCAGUGUAGAAAUAGAACCAACCACAUAUCUUGAGAAUAACGGUGUGAGCAUAAGUCCGCAAACGAGUCAAAGGGGUAGUUUUGGAAGUGAUUCGAGCACCAAGGAUUUAACGGGCUUCAAUUUCGGUGAAAUACAGGAAAAUAUGAACAGUGUGCCAUCUUUACCACCGCAAAUGUUAACAAUAACACCAAUGUGCGGUGAAUACAGCGAACAGUAUGUCAAUCUAGAUGAAUAUUACGAUUACAAUCGUAAUCAAUCUCCAUCGCAGCAGCAGCAGCAACAACAACAACAUCAACAGGUUGCCAAUUGGAACUUGGCGAACUACAAAUAUAACGACUACAAUAAUGUGCAAAAAGAGGAUAAGAAUCUAGAAUACAUAGUUACCCAAACGCCUGUUCAGGUCAGUACUGCGCCAGUUUUACCUAGCCAAAUUUCCCCCAACAAUUCAACCAAAAGGGCCCGUACCGCCUACACGAGCAACCAGCUGGUAGAAUUGGAGAAAGAGUUUCAUGCCAGCAGGUACCUAUGCAGACCCAGGAGAAUCCAAAUGGCGAGAGCCCUGAACCUAUCGGAACGCCAGAUCAAAAUAUGGUUUCAGAACAGGCGAAUGAAAUACAAGAAGGAGCUGAAAGCCAAGAAUAUCUCGCCGUCUUCCACCAAUCCCAAUUCCCCAGAUUCGCCCCAGGGUACUGUCGGCGCCCUAAGGACGAGGUGCAACGAAAGAGUACCUCCUUCUUACUCCGAGUACGUUCCAGUCAAUCAUCAGCAGCUCACGCACCCCUACGGCGCAAGACCGACUCCCUACGGGUCCAGAGGAUACAACAACUGGAAUAGGGAUUGCUAUUCUGAGGCAACUAUGUAUCCCCCAAUGAAUAAUACGUUGAAUCCACCUUAUUACCCCGGUCCUGGAAAAAAUUAUUCGCUCAGUUACAUGCCGAAUGGACAAAUACCAAAUGGAAUCAUGACCCAAGUGAAAGAAGAGAAUAUUUCAGCUCCCACCAUGACGGCCACAGAACAGGUGAUGAACAUCGUCAAUGGAAACUGGCUGGAGCACAAUCUACCCCCGAAUUACUCUAUUUUGGGUAACGAAACAACCAUUACUGAGCUUUAAUCUGAAUUGAUCAAUUAUAAACUCAAGGAAUAAUACCACUGAAGAAAAGUUAUGCUUAAAGAAUUGUGAAAUCCUUCAAAUCUUUAUACACAAAAUUGUAAAUAUGUUCAUCGCGAUAUAAAAUCCCUAAAAAUAAUUAUUUGAAUCUUUUAUUUGAUGUAUUAGUGCUGUCAUUCGAAAAUGAAUUUUUUAAAUGUUUGUUCCAGUUUUAAAAUUAUUUUAAAUGUAAUGUAGAAUCGAGUUGUGUAGAUAUUUUAUAUAAAUAUGUAAAUACACGUCUUAGAAAAA